AUGACUGAUUCGAAAACUACCGGUGUAUACCGAAUUCCUCCUUUCUACUAUUUGCAUGUUCUCGAUCAGAACACAAAUGUAACUCGACUUGAAGUAGGUCCUAAAACUUUUGUUAAACAAGAUCAUGAAAAAGUUUUACUCGGACCUGAAGGCAUGUUAAUUAUUCCUCCACGGCAUUAUGCUGUUAUUGAGAAUCCAGCAGUUCGAGAUAAAAAUGGCCAAGUUGUUAUAGAUGCUAAUGGUCAAGUUAAAUUAUUGCAUUCCGAUGUUGAUAUUCGUUUUGCACAGGAACCAUUUCCGCUUUACCCGGGAGAAACUCUCAAACAAAAUGUUACACCAUUGAAAGUUAUUGAACCAAAUUGCGCACUACGUCUUCGCGCAGUUCUUGACUUCACCAAUGAUCACAGUGAACUAGUCCGAGCUGGAGACGAAUUUCUUUUCCAGGGACCUGGCACUUAUUUCCCACGUAAAGAAGUUAGCGUAGAAGAACAAAUUAAAGCUGUUAUUCUUAAACCAAAUGAAGCCGUUCGUUUACGUGCUAAGAAAGAAAUGACAGAUCGAAGUGGUGUAGCACGAGAAACCGGCGAAGAAUGGCUUAACCGAACCGUCGGUUCAUAUUUACCAUUGGCCUAUGAAGAAGUUGUUUCGACUGUCAAAGCCUAUGUACUUACGGAUAAAAAAGCUCUUCAUGUUCGCGCUUUACGUACGUUCACUGAUCUGUUCAAACGCAAGCGUCUCCAUGGUGAAGAAUGGUUAGUCUAUGCAAGUGAUAGUGAAACCUAUAUUCCUGAUGUUUAUGAAGAAGUUGUCGGCGUUGUGGCAGUGACAGUAUUGAACUCUCGUCAAUAUUGUGUUAUUGUGGAUCCAGUUGAUGCCGAUGGUAAACUUCAACUUGGAAGAAAAAAACUAAUUAAAGGUGAAAAAACAUUCUUUCUUCAACCUGGUGAAAAAUUAGCAAAUGGUAUUCAAGAUGUUUACGUACUUGAAGAAGACGAAGGUCUUAUUCUUCGUUGUACCGAAUCGUUUAAAGAAGACGACAAAGUCUUACGAAACCCUGGUGAUCGUUGGAUGGUUCGAGGACCUAAAGAUUAUAUACCGGCUGUUGAAGCCGAGGUUGUACUUCGACGUAAAGCAAUUCCAUUGGAUGUUAACGAAGGAAUCUAUGUUCGUGAUGUUAAAAGUGGUAAAGUCCGUUCCGUCAUUGGCACAACAUAUCUAUUAACUGAAAAUGAAGAACUUUGGGAGAAAGAUUUACCAGCACAAGUCGAGCAAUUACUUGUUUUAGACGCUCGACACUUCGAAGAUAAAUCGGGUGCAUCAGCUGUUGUUCCCCCAAGAAAUAAAUCAAAAGUUGUUAGCUACCGUGUACCACACAAUGCUGCUGUACAAAUCUAUGACUUUAAAUCUAAAAAGGCCCGCAUUGUCUUUGGCCCUGAACUCGUUAUUCUUGGCCCUGAUGAACAAUUUACAGUUUUGAAUUUAUCCGGUGAAAAACCUAAAGUCCCAAACAAAAUUCGAGCAAUCUGUCUUCUAUUGGGACCAGAAUUCUCAAGUGAUAUUGUUACAAUUGAAUCAAGUGAUCAUGCUCGUCUUUCACUUAGACUUUCAUAUAAUUGGCAUUUUGAAGUCAGUGAUCGUGAAGAUAGCAAAGAAGUUGCAAAACUCUUUUCGGUUCCAGAUUUCAUUGGAGACUUUUGCAAGGCUGUUGCUGCGAAGAUUCGUGGUGCCGUUGCUGGCAUUUCAUUCGAUGAUUUUCAUAAGAAUUCAGCAAAAAUUAUUCGCGCAUCAGUCUUUGGUCUUGAUGAAAACAAACGAGUUAACAGACGUCUCGUAUUUCCACAAAAUAACUUGGUUUUAACUUCGAUUGAUAUUCAAAGUGUCGAGCCUGUUGAUCAACGGACACGUGAUGCACUUCAAAAGAGUGUUCAAUUAGCUAUUGAGAUUACAACAAAUUCUCAAGAAGCUCAAGCAAAACAUACGGCUUCGCGUACAGAACAAGAAGCGAAAGGUCAUUUAGAAAGACAAAAGAUUGCUGAUGAAGCUGAAGCCGAAAGAGAACGUCGAAAACUAUUACAACUGCAAGCUGAGUCGUCAGCCGUUGAAUCAACUGGUCAAGCUAAAGCUGAAGCUCAAUCGCGCGCAGAAGCUGCUAAAAUUGAGGGUUCAGCUGCUGUUGAUCAAGCUAAACUUCGUGCCGAAGCAACAAAAAUUGAAUCCGAUAGUGAACUUCAACGUUUAACACAAGCACGAGAACUUGAAUUAGCAUAUGCAAAAUUAUCAGCUGAUUUAGAAAUUGAAAAAACGAAACGAUUAGCUGAUAUUGAAAUUCAAGAAUUUAAAGAACACAUCAAUUCUAUUGGAUCAAAAACAAUCCAAGCUAUUGCUACUAGCGGACCCGAUAAUCAAGUUAAACUUCUUCAAGCUCUUGGCAUCAAAUCUACAUUGAUUACUGACGGACGUAGUCCAAUCAAUCUUUUCAAUACAGCUGUUGAUUUGGUCGGAGCAGGAGCCCCACAACAACAUUGA
This is a messenger RNA of Rotaria socialis, 2526 nucleotides long. The record is from the annotation of a GenBank genome assembly. Lineage: Eukaryota; Metazoa; Rotifera; Eurotatoria; Philodinida; Philodinidae.